UCCAAAGAUUCUACAAAGUCACUAUGAAUACUUGUCUCAAGACAUAAGGUCCACAGCAUGAGGGUCAGGGACGAACGAUGGCGGGAGCCCCACCGGAAGGUGAGUUUGGUGCCGCGGCUUUAGUGGAGAGUGAAGGACGCGGCCACGGAGGACAGCUGCUGCUGAAAGCUUCUGAUGAAGCCGUCACAUUCAUGUCCAGUCUCGAGCCUGCAGAGCUGCUGAAGUGUGUGUUUCCUGACUCUCUGGUGACUGUGUCUGAGAGUGGCAGAAGGCUGGGGAGGUUCAGUGUGACGGUAGAGUUUGCCUUUAGAUUCCAGCAGACCUGUGUGCUGCUGCACGCUCAGAGCCAAGGAGCCAUCGACAACUCCCCCUGUGGGACAACAGUGACAGCCUAUCUGACCACGAACCUGGAGUUGCUGGAGGAAGAUUACUAUGAGUAUGUCAAACUUGAAGGCCACAGUUUGGAGAAGAGGUGUCACAUGGUGCAGUGUGACGGGCAGAUGGUGAUCGAUAAAGUUAUUACCGUUGGAGAGGAGGUGACGAAGGAGAGUGUUUCCUAUCCCAUGUCUGUCCUCGAAGGCCUCGUCACAGAGGGCUCCCUCCUGGUGCUCAUGCGCCUCGUUGCUCUGAGGAGGAAGGUGCCAGAAAACAUGACCUUCAUCUCCUUCGACCAGGGAUUAGACAUGUUCCACUCCACCUUUAGUGAGCUGGGUGUGAGACAGAUGGACGUGGGGGGUGAGACUGUCGAGGUGUAUGGGAUAGAGAGGGCAGUUCACUCUGUGGAGGACAGACCCACUGCCUGGCACUUCCACUUCCUAGAUGAUGGGCACUUGGCCAGCCGACAACAAGUGGCAUCACCAGUUACCAUGAGGCUACUGCAGCUGCCAUCACAGCAAGAAAAGGGUUUUGAGAAGAUCCCCCUGGAUUGGGAAGCAGACAUGCAGAUGCGUUCCAAGUUCCUGGACAGAAAGGAGGAGCUGAAGGCUGAUAACGCCUCGUACCUGAGAAAGCACCCAGAGGUCCGUGCCCUCAUAUCCGACUUCCUGCAGUUCUUGUUGCUAAGAAAACCAGAUGAUGUCUUCCGAUUUGCCCGGGAUUACUUCCUCCCAUUCGCCUCGCGCCGUCCACCAGAAUCAAACCUGAAAUCAUCAUCAUCACUCUGAAGAAACACGCACAUCUUCCAAGCACAAUACAGUCUGUCACAAUGGGUUGUUGAUUCAUCACUUUAACUCACGUUGAAGUUUAGAAACUGCUCUAGUUUUUUUUAUUCUUAGUGAAAGAUGGCUAGUGGUAUUAAAGGAAAUUUGGUGGCGAUAAAGAACAACAUGAGACCUGACCUGAGCUGUGUGAUCUUGUCAUGAAACUUAAAGGUCCAAUGUGUAACAAGUGACAUCUAGUGGUAACACUGCAGACUGAGAUCUUGUCACUCUCUUACCAAAGCAUGCCAGGGAACUAUAGAUACCUCAGCAUAUCAGAAUGGAUGUUAUUCUUCUUCCAUUGUGAAGUAUUUUACCAUUUCCUGCCACUAAAGCAGAGGUCUCAAACUCACGUUCUGUUGCCACACAAAUGCUUAUUUUGAAAUUCUGUGAAACCAGAAUUUGCACUAAAUCCUUACUGAAUGUUACACACUGGAUAUUUCAGGUCAAUAUGAUGAAGGUGAAGGAUAGACCUGACCUGUAAUGUAAAUCUAAAUAAAGUGGUUUGUUUGGAA
This is a messenger RNA of Solea solea (common sole), 1711 nucleotides long. It is a transcript of the gene catip, whose product is annotated as ciliogenesis associated TTC17 interacting protein. The transcript has 11 exons. Lineage: Eukaryota; Metazoa; Chordata; Actinopteri; Pleuronectiformes; Soleidae. Gene Ontology annotation, biological process: cilium organization; actin filament polymerization. The coding region runs from base 78 to 1163 and encodes 361 amino acids. The record is from RefSeq and is a predicted model, not a curated record.